AUGGGGAUUAUUUUUGCUAUCUCAGACAGUCCUUGGAUCGUGAUAGCGCCAGAGGACCAAGAAAAGACUACAUUCACAUGCCCAUUUGGUACAUUCGCUUACCGUCGGAUGUUUUUCGAUCUCUGCAAUGCCCCUGCAACCUUCCAAAGGUGUAUGAAGGAUGUGACAUUUGAUUUCACUAAUGAAUACAAGGUGGCCUUCGACAAAUUGAAAGAGUCGAUGACAUCGCCGCCCGUCAUUGAACCCCCAGAUUGGAGCCUCCCAUUUGAAAUCAUGUGCGACACGAGUGAUUAUGCCGUGGGAGCCGUGUUGGGGCAAAGGAUAGGAAAGGCGGCACACGCGAUCUACUAUCCAUCGAGGGCAUUGAGUGGAGCCCAACUUAACUACUCCACAACGGAGAAAGAAUUACUCGCCGUUGUUUUUGCACUAGAGAAAUUUAGGUCAUAUUUAUUAGAUGCAAAUGUAAUUAUUUGCUCUGAUCAUGCAGUCUUGAGAUACCUACUAGCGAAGAAGGAUGCAAAAUCGAGACUCAUAAGGUGGAUCUUGCUCCUGCAGGAGUUCGACUUAGAGAUCAAAGAUAAGAGUGGAGCCGAGAACUUGGUGGCCGACCAUUUGAGCCGGCUACUUACAAAUCAAGAAGACUUACCGCUGAGGGAAUCAUUUCCUGAGGAGCAAUUGUUAGCCAUUGAUUCGUCAAUACAUUGGUAUGCUGAUAUUGACAAUUUUUUGGUAACGAAUCAAUUACCUGCAGAUUUCAUCGGUCCCUUUCCCUCGUCUUUUGGUUUCUUAUAUAUUUUACUUGCUGUCGAUUAUGUUUCCAAAUGGGUGGAAGUAAAAGCUACUCGGACUAACGAUUCGAGAGUGGUUGUAGAAUUCAUAAAGUCUAACAUUUUUGUCCGCUUUGGGAUGCCGAGAGCCAUAGUGAGUGACAGGGGCACCAAUUUCUACAAUAAGGCGAUCACUGCGUUGUUUCGUAAAUAUGGCGUGCUCCACAAAGUAUCCACUCCCUACCAUCUGCAGACGAAUGGUCAGGUCGAAGUGUCAAAUAGGGAGGUCAAGUCAAUUCUAGAGAAGAUGGUGCGGCCCGAUAGGAAAGAUUGGAGUUUGAAGUUGGAAAAUGCUCUAUGGGCCUAUCGCACAGCCUAUAAGACGCCGAUUGAAAUGUCCCCAUAUAGAUUCGUCUUUGGGAAGCCAUGCCAUUUACCAGUGAAAUUUGAACACCGAACAUUUUGGGCACUUAAGCGAUGUAACAUGGAUCUUAUGGAGGCCGGAGGACAUAGAAAACUCCAAUUACAAGAGUUGGAGGAGCUAAGGAAUGAAACCUAUGAGAAAACCGCAAUUUAUAAGGAGUAG
Messenger RNA from Coffea arabica (coffee), 1353 nucleotides. The record is from RefSeq and is a predicted model, not a curated record. Lineage: Eukaryota; Viridiplantae; Streptophyta; Magnoliopsida; Gentianales; Rubiaceae.